AUGGACUGUAUCUUCAGUGAUCUCUCCUAUGAGGAACUGCGUUGCUCUGCUUUGCCUAGGAUUGGAAUGCAGACGGCUCAGUCGCUGGCUAUCAGAGAAGCGCACAGCGCGACAAAAGCGCAAGCGGUCGAACUGAUCUUAACUUACAAAAAUGAUGGAAACCUGGAGCGUCGACAGGCUAUUCAAUGGGAGGCAGGGUCGGAGAAUGUCUGUCUUGCUUCGACAAUAAGUCCGGCAGAUCCUGUGCCUCCGAAAUCAGCCAAAAAGGACGUACAGCAUCAGCAGAAGCAGACACUCAACUCGUACUUCGAGUCCCUGACCAGCGGCUGUCGGAGAAAUGUCAACAACAACUCGCCCAAUCCUCUCCCGAUGUCUGAGAGGCUUCAGCGAAACGUAGCAAAGCUCCACGAGGCACUUGUUACCGGACUCAGCAGCAUUGUAGACACUUGGUGGACAGAUGAGCAGGCUGCUUUCCCGCAGCGGAUGCCACUGGAACCGCACGAGGAGGAUCUUCUGCGCUGGUUGCAUGAGCAAUCACAAGCAAACAACCUGAGGCCGUUCGAGGAUUGCCAAGGACAUUGGCGAUCUGACCUUCUGCUUCCUUCAGAUCACCCUGGCACUGUCGCGAUUUGCGAGAUCAAUGCACGCUACUCCAUCAAUGCACAGCUUCUUGCGGCCUAUGGCUAUCAGAUAUACGAGGAGAUGGCAUGGCAUCUUAAAGAGGCUGCGUCUUUGCAGGUGCUGACGCGAAGAAGGUAUGUAACGAGUCCAUUAUCGCUCCUAGCCACUGUUGACAAAUCUGACGAUGAACAGUUUGUCAAAAGUCAACUGGAUCUCUUCGACCCCAAGUAUCCGGUUCAUAUUGUCCGCGACCAAUACCGAACACCCUUUAUCGAAAUGUUCGUCUCUUUCGCCAAACAGAACGGAGGAGUUGAUGCGACAAUCAACAAACCAACAGACCCCCGGUUGAUCAAGAGCAAGGAUUCGAAGGCGGGAUAUGUGCUUUACUGUCUGUCCGACCGGGACUGCUCCGACAUGGUCAGCACUGACGGAGAGCGUCUGGACCGUGUAUAUCAAACUGGACUUCACCUAUUCCAACAUGAACUGCGCUCUAUCCCGAUUGACAUUUUGCGACACCUUACGUUGCACUGCGUCAAUGAUAUGCGGAGUGUUCCUCUGAUUCACGAUAAGCGAAUUCUGGGAGUGCUCCUCCAAGAGCUCGAUAGUCUUGUCGGCAAGAAUGUCCUUACAGCAGAGCAAGCGGCAGUCCUUCGGCACGGCGUCGUACCUAACAUCAACCCUGGUUCUCCAGAGCUAAAUGAGUUGAUCGGUCCGCACAUUUAG
Molecule: messenger RNA, 1344 nt
Organism: Aspergillus homomorphus CBS 101889
Lineage: Eukaryota; Fungi; Ascomycota; Eurotiomycetes; Eurotiales; Aspergillaceae
Exons: 4
Coding region: 1-1344 (447 amino acids)
Source: RefSeq, a predicted model, not a curated record